AUGGUGAAGCCGAUUCUUUUGACAGCCGCUUGCGCUCUGUUCCUGGGUGCCGUUGCCGGUGUCCCAUUCUCGUCCCCACAAGAUAGCUGCCAGGACUUGGCCAAGUAUGUCCAAGGAGCGAGCAAGCUGCCUGUCAAGCCAGAUGAGGAUGGCGUCGUCAGCUACGUCUCAGGCUCAGUAGCCAAGAAGAUGUUCCCCGGAGCGGCCGGUAAACUUUCCAUCUUCAGGAAGUACACUUUUGUCACCUAUUUCAACAAGUGUGAGGCGGCCCCAGCCUACACACAGGCGCAAGUCAAGUCGGGUCCCUACAAGUUGGAAAAGACAUCCAAGUUUGCCUACGACUUGGGUCUGCAGGUUGGCAUGGAGGCCAACCUCGCCAAUGUCUUCAAGUACCUCCCCAAUGUCUCUGUCAAGGCUGGUGUCACACGAGGCACCGAGACGGUCGAGAUUUCCGGUGUCGAAAUCAAGGCCGGCGAGCUCAAGCAAGAAUGUAUUGUUUCGCCUGGAUGGUGGUGCACCGCCCUGGUCCGACUCGAUGACUUUGACAGCAGCGAAAUCAUUAUUGAUGAUCGCAUUCGAGACCCCGUUUUCUUCCCUGCGGCGCUGAACGGCAAGAGUCUCUACUCGGAUGUCUGGCUCGAUGUUCCCACAAGAGGUGGAUCUAGCAGCUUCUCGUGGCAGUAG
Messenger RNA from Linnemannia hyalina, 684 nucleotides. The record is from the annotation of a GenBank genome assembly. NCBI's taxonomy places the organism in Eukaryota, Fungi, Mortierellomycota, Mortierellomycetes, Mortierellales, Mortierellaceae.